AUGACCAAAAUACCCUGGAACAAUUUAGAAUCGGUUGGAGAUCAGUCCGAAUAUGUCACUCUAUUUCACAAUACCUUGACACGUUGUGUUGUUAGCGUACAUAAAGAUAUCACCAAUAACCGUUAUUUUAGAUCCUUCUGUGAUAAAUUCGUGGAGUCUUUCGUAUCAAAAAUUAUAAAUAAUUUGUCAAAAUGUAAACCAAUAUCUGAAAUGUUACUUGAUAUUCAUGCGCUGAAAACAUCUAUAUUAGAAAUGCCAACUAUGGGAAUGGAAAAUCCGGCGCCACCGCCAACAACGUUUACAAAGAUUGUAAAUAAAGGAAUUGGCAAAAUUGAAGCUAUAUUAAAGAUGAUCCUUACACCACAUGAUCCUCCUGAAGGGUUAUCUGAAAAUUAUAUUUUAUUAAUUGGCGACAAGAACAUUACGAAUUUCCAAAAAAUAUUAGAACUUAAGGGAUUAAGGAGAAAUGAACAACAACAAUUGAUAGAACAAUUUCAACAACGGAAACCAAAAUUUAUGGUUCGAUUUGAUCCUAACAUCGACUGA
Messenger RNA from Funneliformis caledonium, 546 nucleotides. The record is from the annotation of a GenBank genome assembly. NCBI's taxonomy places the organism in Eukaryota, Fungi, Glomeromycota, Glomeromycetes, Glomerales, Glomeraceae.